AUGUUUUCAGAAUUGACAUUCAACACGGUCAUGAGAAUGAUGACAGGGAAACGAUACUUUGGUGAUGAUUGUGAUGUGAGUGAUGUUGAGGAAGCAAGGUUGUUUAGAGAGAUAAUGAAAGAGAUUACGAGUAUAGGAGGAGCAACCAACGUUAGUGAUUUUUUAGGGUUUUUAAGGUGGUUUGAUUUUGAUGGUUUGGAGAAGAGUCUUAAAAGGAUAAGUAAGAGAGUAGAUUCAUUUUUACAAAGACUCAUUGAUGAACAUAGAUUUGGAAAUAGGAACACUAAUACUAUGUUAGAUCAUCUCUUAAAACAGCAGCAGUCACAACCUGAAUAUUACACAGAUCAAAUCAUCAAAGGACUUAUUAUGGUUAUGCUUAUUGCAGGAACUGAUACAUCAGCUAUAACUUUAGAAUGGGCUAUGGCCAAUUUAUUAAAUAAUCCAAAUAUAUUAAAGAAGGCAAAAGAUGAGUUCGACACCCACAUGGGACAAGACUACUUCAUAGAUGAACAUGAUAUUUCAAAACUUUCUUAUCUUCAAAAUAUUGUUUAUGAGACUCUUCGAUUACAUCUAGCUGCUCCACUAUUAUUGCCUCAUUUUUCUUCAGAAGAUUUUACAAUUGAAAAAUAUAAUAUCCCACAAAACACAAUUUUAAUGGUCAAUGCAUGGGCCAUUCAUAGAGAUCCAAAUUUGUGGACUGAUCCUAUAUGUUUUAAGCCUGAGAGAUUUGAGAAAGAAGGUGAGAUAAAUAAACUAAUUUCAUUUGGAAUGGGAAGAAGGGCUUGUCCAGGAGAAAAUUUGGCUCAUCGCACAGUGAGUUUGACUUUAGGCUUAUUGAUUCAGUGUUUUGAGUGGAAACAUAUAGGUAAAGAAAAAAUUGACAUGGGCGAAAAAAAAGGAAUUACUAUGGGAAAAGAGAUUUCCUUAAAAGCAAUGUGCAAAUUGCGUCAUCCAAUGAUGAUUAAAAAUGCUUUCUAA
Vicia faba (fava bean) is the source of this 978-nucleotide messenger RNA. The record is from the annotation of a GenBank genome assembly. Lineage: Eukaryota; Viridiplantae; Streptophyta; Magnoliopsida; Fabales; Fabaceae.